Nymphalis io (European peacock) is the source of this 1371-nucleotide messenger RNA. RefSeq lists its product as uncharacterized. The coding region runs from base 235 to 1206 and encodes 323 amino acids. The record is from RefSeq and is a predicted model, not a curated record. Gene Ontology annotation, biological process: recombinational repair. The transcript has 5 exons. NCBI's taxonomy places the organism in Eukaryota, Metazoa, Arthropoda, Insecta, Lepidoptera, Nymphalidae.
CGAAAACGAAUCUUAAGAUUAUAAGUUAACAUCAUUCUAACGCUCUAUAAACAUUAGUAUUUAUAUUUUAUAAGUUAAUUUGAUUUUUGACUUUUGAUAAUAAAUGCCCAAAUGUAUAUUGAUCUGUUAAAUGCAAUAAAUAGAUUAAUUUAUAUAGUAUAUUACAAAUACAAAUGAACUUUGAGUAAUUGCCUUAAUUUGAGAAGUGGAUGUUAUAAUCAUAACAAUUAAAUAAUGUUUGAAUCUGAUGACUACGAUCAGAUUUUGUCCCAGAUCGAUUUUCCUGACUUGAAUGUUAAAAUUUCUAAAAAUAUUCAAGAAUCGAAAAAACAAGUGGAUUCUGAUAAUGGUGAAAUUGGAAAGGAAGUUUUAAAAAAUGAUAGAUCAGUUAUAUUUGAAAAAAGUUCUUCAAACAAAAGCAACCAAAAUGUUAUACGGGACAAUUUUGCAAAAAAUAAAAUCAAAGAAACUAACAAUAUAUCUCCAAAGCAAACAAAAAGAAAGAUUAUAAAUUCUUAUUUUGAUCACAAUAGUAAAAGGAGGUUUCCAGGUCCAGCUGGUCUGUUAUCAGGUAACUUUGAGGAGAAAAAAGAUGAUGAUGUUUGUCAAAUCGAGCUUCUCUCGCAGGAUAUAGAUUUUGCACAAGGUUACUUGCAUGGUAAUGUCUUUGAAACUCCACUUUGGAAGAGACUCCUAGAAGACACAGCCUGCUUAAAACAAAUAAAUUCUAUUAAGGCGAUAAAACUCCAGGCACUUGCUGGAAACCUCCAUAGAAAAAAGGCUCAAUUUGUUAUAGCUUUUGUUGAAUCAGUUGACAGAUCGGCUAUUGACCCAUUAAUAACGCUUAGAGAUAAAACAGGAAAUAUAAAAUGUACUCUUCAUAGAGAUGCAUGGACAGCAUUUUCCGCAUAUAUUGUAUCAGAAUAUUGUGCUGUUGUCCUCUCAAAACCAACCGUUCUUACAACAGGUAGUGCAUUCAAGAAACAUUACUUAAAUAUAACAUUGAGUAAUAUUGAAGUUAUAUACAGUUCAGCUCAAAUAAAUCAUAACGAAACAUUACCAGAUGGAUGGCAAAAAAUUUGUGAGGAAGAAUAUACUAUUAUCAAAAUAGAGAAAUCAGAAAAAAAUUCUAACAAUUACUCAAUUACAGAUGAUAUCGAUUUUAUAGAAGAUCUUGAUGAUGUGUUUUCUAAUGAUCUAUUUUAGCAUUGUUUAUUAAAAACAUAAACUAAGGGCUGACAAGUAUAACAGCUUACAAAUGAUAUGAUCAAAGUUUAAACUGAAAAUUAAACUGUCAUAAUCAUUUGGAUAUAUUCAUACAAAGUAUUAAAGUUAUCUAUUCUAUUAAUAGAAUGUUUUGCCUGGAUUGUC